Marmota monax (woodchuck) is the source of this 824-nucleotide messenger RNA. RefSeq names its product transmembrane protein 233 (gene Tmem233). Gene Ontology annotation, cellular component: membrane. Lineage: Eukaryota; Metazoa; Chordata; Mammalia; Rodentia; Sciuridae. The transcript has 3 exons. The record is from RefSeq and is a predicted model, not a curated record. The coding region runs from base 1 to 405 and encodes 134 amino acids.
AUGAGCCGGCAGACAGAGCCCCACACGGCGCAGACCGUGGGCUCCGCCGUCCUCCCUGAGCAGCCGACUUUGCCCAUGUCUCAAUACGGCCCCAGCUCGGACUUCAAGGAGGCUUUGGACAGUAGAUCCCAGGCCAAUGCAGAAGAUGAAAAGACGGAGGAGGACAUGCCCAUGCCCAAGAACUACCUGUGGCUCACCAUCGUCUCGUGUUUUUGCCCCGCGUACCCCAUUAACAUCGUGGCUUUGGUCUUCUCCAUCAUGUCUCUGAACAGCUACAACGAAGGAGACUUGGAAGGAGCCAGGCGGCUGGGGAGGAAUGCCAAGUGGGUGGCCAUCGCAUCCAUCGUCAUCGGCCUUCUGAUCAUCGGCAUCUCUUGUGCUGUGCACUUCUCGAGGAACUCCUGAGAAGCCUGCUGCAGCCGCCAGCGUGGAGGAUGGUCCUCAUCUGCACACCCCCCUUCCCCAAAGACACUGAGGGAUGGAUCCCCGACUUUGGACUGUGAGAUCCUUUCCUCCAGGACUCUCCAGAGGCAGGUCCCUGGCCAACCAACAACAAAAGUCCAAGAUUCAGCAACCCAAACAGCACGGCCACAUCAGCCAAUGUCCCCGAUUAGUAUAUAAAGAAGAGGAAGAAGAAGAAAAGAAGGCUCCCAUUCUGAGUGGAGCCAAGCUUUGUGUCCAUGCCUCCUCCCUCAAGAUGAUCUCCAGAUGUCUCCUUUCACGGGGUGGGGAGGUCUGAACUGGGGGGGAGUAGGAAGUUUCCAGAAAGCGCGGUGGAUGCUGGGGCCUCUGCGGCAUGUUUAAAGUUGUCUAAUGCAGUUGAA